GAGGCACCGGGCAUGGAGGCAGUUAUUAACCGACCUCUGGCUCCCGUUGGUUGAGGGUCGCCCUUGGGGGCAUUAACUUCCCUGCACUUCUGGGCUGUGCUUCUGCUGCUCCCAAUGGAAUCAAGCCGGGUGGUCUCCUGUGGCAUUGGAGAAGCUCUGGGAAGAAAGCAAAGAGAUGUGCAGCAGAGUGCCAAUGUGAAGUGAGUCUGAGCUUGCACGUGAUUACCUGCUACAGCUGCAGCUGAAAUGAGAGGAUGUGCAUCAUCACCAGCGGGGCUGCCACACAGUAUUAGUGUGAUUUCCCCCCAAAAUCAAUUGGAAUGUUUAAAGGAAAGCUAAGGUGGUAGGUGAGGGGAAAAGGUGGAGAUUUGCUCUAUAGCUCUGUUUUCUUAGGCUGGCCCUUGUAGAAAAGAAGUACAGAGACUUAGAAUAGAAUUACAGAGAUGGGGCUGGAGUCACCUUGGGAGGUCCUUUAACUUAUUCUGCUGCCACACAUCCCGAACAAAUCCAGAUGGGAAUCUAGCUCAUUGGUAACUCAGUCCACACGCAGAACACAGGGUGGAAGGACGUGGUGACCUAAGAGAGACAAGUCAGCUUUCCUUUGGGAGAUCCUGAGAGCCAGGAAACUUGGUCAAAGAUUAAUUUAGUGGGUUAAUAAAGGCGUCUCUGAUGAAUGAAGAAGGCAGGGUCUUAUGCAAUUAGUGCAUAAUAAAAGGUAAUAAUGACAAAGUCCACAGCUUCCCAUGGUUUAACGUAGUGAAUAGGUAGAAUGUGGCAUGUUAAUUAAAAUCUGUGUAUCCUUUUAGCAAAUUGUGGUUUAAGAACUAAAGAAAAAAAAUCACAGAAUUUUAAAGACUCAGUAAGUAGAAAAGCAUUCUAAUAAUAGCACAGAAUAAGCAAGAAAAGUAUAAUCUCAUGUUCCUGUACCAAAUGUUUCCAGUACAAUGGGUCCAGUUCCUUUAGAUUGGUGAAACUGGGAAACGUUCAAUGAAUGUGAGUGGAAAUAAACAAUGAAAUUGAAAGAAAUAAAGUCUCAGAGGCAACUGAGACUCUGAACUUCAGUUUUCUCCUCUGUAAAAUGGGAAUAAUAAUGACAUUCACUUCACAGUUUGUUGGAGGAUUGAAUGGCUGUGUGGAAAGUGUUCUGUAAAUCUCAAGGCAUCAUAAAGCAGUAUCGUUACUCCAGGGUUUGAAAUGUAGUUGUUAUUAUUUAAGUUGUUAGAAUAGUAAACACCACUCUACUUAUUAAAGAGAGGAAUUUCUGUUAAUCUUAUCAUUGUUGAGUGCUAAGAAUUUUCAAGGAGCCAACAAAAACCAACAAUAUGGAACUAAAUUUCUGGGUGCUCUAAGGAAAAAACACAUGUUCUAUCUCACCUUGGUAUUACAGCAUUGCUAACAACAGCUAUGGAAUCCACGUUUUUGUAUAAAUUUUAUUUUUGUUUCUAGUAGUCUUUCCAAAGCCCCAUUCUGAAUAAGGCCUAGCAAGGGGCAGGAGGGCAGAUUCUAUAUAAUCCUAUUCACUCGCGCUUCAUUUCCUUUAGCUACUUCUCAUAACGUUAUGCUUUUCUCAGCUGUUGAUACUCAUUUUCUCUAGGUAGCUUUAUUUUUAUUGGAAUCUGGUUCUUGCCUAUGUCUUUUGCUUAAAUUAAAAGAAUCUUUCAGAUGUUACAGAAUCAGCUGGAUGUUUUAAAAUACAAUGAAAGGUCUUGAGGUGCAGGGUUGUGUAAUAUUUCUGACAUUUGAUUUCAAGUCUUUUUCCAUCUCACUGAGUUUAACACAAGUGAAUGUAGUUCUGACUUGAUGGGUCAAUCAAAGCCAAAAGUUUCCAGAAGAUGGAAAGAUACCACUGUCUCAGACAAAAUGGAACGUUGCUUUAGCAUAAUUUAAAUAUUUUGUCACUACCAUUUCUUAUCCAUAUCUCUUCCACAGAUUGAAGCAGCCUCUAAGAUUUUUUACUAAUUCCCUGUGGCUUUGGUUUUUGCUCUCCCAGGAUUCUCAGAUCUGGUGCUCUUGUUAGUGAGGUUAAGAAAUGGGAGAAGGAAAAGAAAUAUGAGAAGAGCCUUUCCUUAUGACAACAUAAAUUACUGCUUCUUUUAGAUGGGGCAUUAAUAGUUUGGAAAAUGCAUGCAAUGAGGUGCAUGUUGGCCAGCUAGUGGGCAAAUCCGUUGCCAUCCAGAGCCUGGCUCUCAACCUUGCAGGCUAAGAAACAGGUCUCAGGGGCUCUCAGAAUAACCAAACUGAGAAAGGUUGACUAUGAAAACAGACUGCAAAUUUAUACAUUUACAGUGAUAAAAAAAAUUGGGAUCAUAACAGCUACCAUUUCUUGAGUGCUUUCUAUAUGUCAGGCGUCACGCUAAGCACAUUUUCCAUUUGUUAGUCGACUCUCAUUCGAUCCCAUCUCUGCCAUUUACUGGUAUGUGGUCGUAGGCAAAUUCUUUAACUUUGUGCAAGUUACUUGUCUUAUUUAAUAGAAUUCUCAGAAGAAUGCCUGGCACAUUGUAAGUACUCUGUAACUAUUUGCCAUUAAUAUUAAUUCUCAUAACACUCCUAUAAGGUAGAUACCAUUACUAUUCCCCUUUUACUGCUGAGAAAAUGGAGAUUUAAAGAUGUUAAAGAAUCUGCUGAAUUUCCAUAGAUAGUAAGUAGGCAACCAAAUUAUGGUCAGCACAAGGAAUCGGAAUUGGAUGAUUACGGAUUCAGGUUAAGAGAACACUCCUGUUCACCUUCUCAGUGGAGAAGGUCUUUCCAGUGAGAUUAUUUCACUCAAAGUCUGUUAGCCAAGUCUAUUCUCAGGGAUAGUUCUCAGAAAAGCAUUGCCAGCAUUUGCUCUGGGACGUCCCUGUUUUUUAUAGCAUCAUAUCUAACGCCCCUCCUUGCCGUGACUGACAUUUUAUUCACUUUGCCCCAAGUACCGUCUACAACGGUGCUGUCCAAUAGAACUUUCUGUGGUGAUAAAAAUGUUCCAGAUUUACUUUGUCUAAUGCAGUAACCACUAAUCACACGUGGCUACUGAUCGCUUAAAAUGGGACUAGUGCAACUGAGGAACUGAUUCUAAUUUUACAUAAUUUAAAUUAACUUAAAUUUAAGUAGCCAUACAUGGUUAGUGGCUACUGUUUCAAACAGCACAGACUUGUAGGGGAAAAAUGUACCUUGGGAAAAAAAAUAGCACGAAGCAGUUGGUCCUCACUGCAAAAGAAGCAAAGGGAUUCAAUCAGUCUUAUUAUGAGAACAUCCUGUGUGAAUUUCACUCAGCAACAAGGGUCUCCUGGAUCAGGUAAAUUAUCCUGCUCAUUUCUUUUUUAGUAUUGAAGUUUCUGAGGGCAACAGACAGGCUCAUCUGUCUGACCAGUGAAAAACUCAGUAGAGACUUCUUGAAAUAUAAAAUUCAGAGAUAGUUUGUCCUGGUUCUUAGCCUUUGGGUAGCUCUUCCAACUUAGAGUCCCUCAAGGCAAGUAUAGCUCUUGGGUUGUGAGGAGGGGAGAACGAGGUCAGAAGUAAACUGAGGACUGAGAACAGCUUUGCAAAUGGUGAUUCUUGGUUGAGCAAUCAAAGCUGAAAUACACCUAGGAACCAUCACUCUUUCUUUUUUCUUGACAAUUAGGGCAAGCGUGCUUUAGUUUUUCCACCACAAGGUUUUGAGUGAGAAGACCUUGGUUAAAGCCUUUGCUUCAUCCCUUAAUAGCUGGGUGACUUUAGACAAAUCAUUUAACUUCACUGAGUUGACCUUCCAUGUCUGUAAAAUAGGGUAAGAGAUAGUGGGCAUCAUAAAUUAUACCUUCCUCAAAGGGUGCAAGUAAGGAUCAGAUGAGAUAAUGCAUGUAGAACCACCUUUUAAACCCGUAAAGGCUGUAGAAAUGGCUUAGCAGUGAUUAUCACGUUUAUAUAGAUCACAUUUGCCUUUUAAAACUGCUUUCACACUUAUUAUGUGAUUUUAUCUUCACAACGGGCCCAUGAGGGAAGUAGAGCAGGAAUUAUUAUCUCUGUUUUACCAUCUGUUGAUGUAGACAAAUGAGGUCUGCAGAAGCUGAGAGACUGUCCUAAGGUGACACAGUGUAUUUGGUUGCAUUAUCCCUAAGCUCAACCCUGGACCUACUGAGUCCUAUUCUGAAGCCCUCCCUUCCAAAAAAUACCCAACAGUCACAAACUUGGUAUCCACAAGUUAUGCUGCAGAAAUUAUUCCUGCUCGGGAAGCAAGCCACCCUACAACAAGAGUCCAAGGCUAAAUAAUUAUAAUAUCAGUAUGAUGAUGGUGGGUAACCACACACUCUGCUAAGCAUUUAAUAAAUAUUUUAUUUAAUCCUCAUAAUAACUCUAUGAGGUUGCAUGAUUAUCAGUCCCAUUUUACAGAUGAGGAAAUUGAGGCAUAAAAGGGUUCAGCUAGGGGCAGGACAGCAAUAAAGACGCAGACAUAGAGAAUGGACUUGAGGACACGUGGAGGGGGAAGGGUAAGCUGAGACAAAGUGAGAGAGUGGCACGGACAUAUAUACACUACCAAAUGUAAAAUAGACAGCUUGUGGGAAGAAGCUGCAUAGCACAGGGAGAUCAGCGUGUGCUUUGUGACCACCUAGAGGGGUGGGAUAAGGAGGGUGGGACGGAGACACAAGAGGAAGGAGUUAUGCGGAUAUAUGUAUAUGUAUAGCUGAUUCACUUUGUUAUAUAGCAGCAACGAACACAACAGUGUAAAGCAAUUAUACUCCAAUAAAGAUGUUAAAAAAAGAAAAGAAAAUGGUUCAGGAGUUUGUCCAUGGUCUGCAGAACUAGUGAGUGCCAAGGGAGCCUACAUGUAUUAGUUUGCUAAGGCUGCUAUAAUAAAAUACCACAGACUGGGUGGCUUAAAUUGCAGAAAUGUAUUGUUUUACCAUUCUGGAGGCUAGAAGUCCAAAAUCAAGGUGUUAGCUGGGUGGGUUCUUUCUGAGGGCUGAGAGGGAAGGAUCUGUUCCUGGCCUCUCUUCCUGGCUUGUAGAUGACCUUUUCCUUGUGUAUCUUCACAUUGCCUUUUCUCUAUGAGUUUCUGUCUCUGAAAUACAAAUUUCCCAUUUGUAUAAGGACACCGGUCCUAUGGGAUUAGGAGGGGACACACUUCCACCCAUAACACUGGAUAGAAACCCAGAUUAGUUUACCUCACGCUGUUAAGUAUUAUGCUUUAAUGAUUCCUGACAUUACAAAAUUAUACCAAUCUGUAUCCUUUUGAGAGGAACGAAUGUCAAGACGUAGAACAUGGCAUUUGACCCCCAAAUCGACUUUUAGAGCCACUGAACAAAAAUCUGUCCUCUAAAAAUUCCUAAAUUGGAACGUGCUCCCCAAAAAUGUUUAUCUAAGAGACUGGUUUCCAGCUUACUAGGCAAUUUGGCAUCGAGGACUUUUCUCAUAAACAUUUACAAAUAUUCUGCUCAGUAAUGAAGUUAAUCAGUAAACCCCACAACCUCUGGCCUCUGUCACUCCUUACCUAGUCUCAUUUUCAGUUGCUGUGAGUAAGCUAAGAAUGGUAAUGCAGUUUCCGGAGUUAGAAAAUCCAGGUCAAAUUAGUCCUUGUCACAGCUGCACGUCGUUGGGAUUUGCCAUGGAAAUGAUGAGCAUGAAGCCUGCUAAAGGUGUACUAACAGAACAAGCAGCAGGUCCUCUGGGACAGAAUCUAGAAGUGGAACCAUACUCACAAUACAACAACAUUCAGUUUCCCCAAGUUCAACCACAGAUUUCCUCAUCUUCCUAUUAUUCCAACCUGGGUUUCUAUCCCCAGCAGCCUGAAGAGUGGUACUCUCCUGGAAUAUAUGAACUCAGGCGAAUGCCUGCUGAGACUCUCUACCAGGGAGAGACUGAGGUAGUGGAGAUUCCUGUGACAAAGAAGGCCCGACUGGGUACAUCAGCAGGGAGAAUAAAAGGGGAUGAGCUAUGUGUUGUUUGUGGAGACAGAGCAUCCGGUUACCACUAUAAUGCACUGACCUGUGAGGGGUGCAAAGGUUUCUUCAGGAGAAGCAUUACCAAAAAUGCCGUGUACAAGUGUAAAAACGGGGGCAACUGUGUGAUGGACAUGUACAUGCGAAGGAAGUGCCAAGAGUGUCGACUAAGGAAAUGCAAAGAGAUGGGAAUGUUGGCUGAAUGUAUGUAUACAGGCUUGUUAACUGACAUUCAGUGUAAAUCUAAAAGACUGAGGAAAAACGUGAAGCAGCACGCAGAUCAGACCAUUAAUGAAGACGGUGAAGGACGUGACUUGCGACAAGUGACCUCGACAACUAAGUCAUGCAGGGAGAAAACUGAACUCACCCCAGAUCAACAGAAUCUUCUUCAUUAUAUUAUGGAUUCAUACAGCAAGCAGAGGAUGCCUCAGGAAAUAACAAAUAAAAUUUUAAAAGAAGAAUUCAGUGCAGAAGAAAAUUUUCUCAUUUUAACUGAAAUGGCUACCAGUCAUGUACAGAUUCUCGUAGAAUUCACAAAAAAACUUCCAGGGUUUCAGACAUUGGACCAUGAAGAUCAGAUUGCUUUGCUGAAAGGGUCUGCAGUUGAAGCUAUGUUUCUCCGUUCAGCUGAGAUUUUCAGUAAGAAACUUCCAGCUGGACAUGCUGACCUAUUGGAAGAGAGAAUUCGAAAGAGCGGUAUCUCUGAUGAAUAUAUAACACCUAUGUUUAGCUUUUAUAAAAGUGUUGCAGAAUUGAAAAUGACUCAAGAAGAGUAUGCUCUGCUUACAGCAAUUGUUAUUCUCUCUCCAGACAGACAAUACAUAAAGGACAGAGAGGCAGUAGAGAAGCUUCAGGAACCACUGCUUGAUGUGCUACAAAAGUUGUGUAAGAUUCAUCAGCCUGAGAAUCCUCAACAUUUUGCCUGUCUUCUGGGUCGCCUGACUGAGUUGCGGACAUUCAACCAUCACCACGCAGAGAUGCUUAUGUCAUGGAGAGUGAAUGACCACAAGUUUACCCCGCUUCUCUGUGAAAUCUGGGAUGUGCAGUGAUGGGCAUUGCAGGGGCAGGGUCUAGCUCUUCAUUUUCCUCAUAAUAUAAAUCCUAUAUAUAACUUUCCUUUAUUUCAUUUGUACCAGGUUUUAUGCAAGAAUUCUCAUCAAUAUUUAUGUGGUAGUUAUAUAACCUCCACAAUUGUAAAUGUGGGGCUAGGUUGAAAUACUUUCUCUACAUUGUAUUCUACAAGGCUUCAGGGAAUCUUUCACUGAAAUUGGUAUGCCCUGUUUGCCUAAUUAAAUUAAUCAUUACUUCAAGUCUAUCUGUUGAAAUAGGGAAAAUCUCAUUUUGCUCUUCAUCUUACCUUACUGCAUAUAUUUUAUUAAAAGGCUGUGUUCAAUUUGGGCAAUAAACUGAACAUAAUGGCAACAGGCUUUUCUUGGGGAACAAAAUUUGAAAAAUAUACAACUUAUUUCUUUAAAUGACGAAUAGCAUCCUAUCGAAUCUGAGGGGGUAAUUUCCAAAAAGGUAAACUCUUAGGACAUAAAUUGUGCUUUUCUCAUCCCUGGAAGCCCUGGUGAAUAUUCAUUCAUUUUCCAUAGCCCCCUGAUCAUUUCAUAUUCUUUGAAGUUCAAAGAGAAUAGCAUACAGAAAAGUUAAUUAUUGUCACAUAAAACAUUCCCUCAAGCAAUCUCUUUCCUUAGGGUCUUGAGGCAGCAUUUACAAAUUCAGAGUAGGCAGAUAACUCCAGUGAUGGGACAUUCCAUUUAGUCUCUUAAAAGUGCUCACUAUUGGCUUUAGUGCAUAUAAUUAAUCAUUUUUCAUUUGUUUGUUUUGUUUUUGGAAAACACUCCUUCAGCAGGGUGCACAGCUGUUGUAUACUUCCCCCAAGGCAGGAAUUAGUUCAUUUCCUUCCUUCAUUGUUAUACUGUUGCAUUCUUCUCCCCAUUUUCCUUUGGUGAAUACAAUAAAACACCU
Molecule: messenger RNA, 7865 nt
Organism: Orcinus orca (killer whale)
Lineage: Eukaryota; Metazoa; Chordata; Mammalia; Artiodactyla; Delphinidae
Gene: NR1H4
Product: nuclear receptor subfamily 1 group H member 4
Exons: 9
Coding region: 5483-6943 (486 amino acids)
Biological process (GO): negative regulation of inflammatory response; positive regulation of transcription by RNA polymerase II; bile acid signaling pathway
Molecular function (GO): nuclear receptor activity; zinc ion binding; RNA polymerase II cis-regulatory region sequence-specific DNA binding
Source: RefSeq, a predicted model, not a curated record